Messenger RNA from Contarinia nasturtii (swede midge), 3369 nucleotides. It is a transcript of the gene Cpr76Bd, whose product is annotated as DNA-directed RNA polymerase II subunit RPB1. The record is from RefSeq and is a predicted model, not a curated record. Gene Ontology annotation, cellular component: extracellular matrix. The transcript has 9 exons. NCBI's taxonomy places the organism in Eukaryota, Metazoa, Arthropoda, Insecta, Diptera, Cecidomyiidae. Bases 589 to 2934 code for a protein of 781 amino acids.
UUUCGAAAAUGAUUGUUUUUUUUUGGUAACAUAUAAAAGCCAACUGUUCAGGGCUCUUGCCGGCUAUCAGUUCUCAGUUUCUACCUAAUGUGGAUGUCUUUUCUGCUUCCAUACUAUCGUGUUUUUCGUGACGCCAAAAUACACACAAUUGUUUUAAAUUUUCUCAUCAUCUGCGUAAAGUGUUUCGGCGAACAAUUUCUUUUAUUUUAUUUAUUAAGAAAAAAAAUAAAUAUAAUUUUAAAAAAAGUGCUUUAAUCAGCAGGUGAAUUUGGAGUACACUAGCAUUUAUCAUUUUUCGUGUGAAGCAAAUAAGGAUUUGCGAAAAAAAGUGUUUUUUUUUUUACUGCAAAAUUCUGACUCCUUGUGAACAUUACAAUUAACUAAUGUGUAAUUAAAAGACAAUUAACAAUUGAUUUAUUAAAUUUUAAUUGAAUUAUAGACUGCUAAUCAAUCAAACGAAUCAAUUACUAAUUGGAAGAAAAACGAGUUCUUCGCUUCGUGGUGUGUUUUUUUAUAUAUAAACUUUGAUUCAAAGUUUAUAACGGCAUUUGUGCACACAGAAAUUAUAUAUAUAGAAAAACAUUCAAAAUGAGGAUCUUGGUCACUAUACUAUUAGUGGCUAAUUUAUCAGUACACAUUUUAGCCGGAAUACCGGACUGUAUUCACGCAAAUAAUGGCGGUUAUGUGUAUCCAAAACCGAAUAUUCAACUAGCAGAGGGUAUUAGUACAUAUUCGGUUUCACCGUCUAUCGCCACAUACACACAAGGAAAUGCGAUUAAAUAUUCGUCGCUAGAAGAAUCAGCUUACUCAUCCGUUACACCUGGACCGUUUAUCAAACAAACGGUUUAUUCGUCGCCAAUUGUUCCGAAAGUUCCCAUUUUACCAGCAGCUCCAGUUAUCACAAAAUCUUAUUUGCCACCAACACCAAUUAUUACCAAAUCUUAUUUACCUCCUGCCCCAAUUGCUACGGUUGCUUCACCAUACGCAUCGAUUGCACCAUUUGCUGCAGUCACGCCAGUCACACCGAUUGCAUCCGUCGCACCUGUAAUCACAAAAUCAUACUUGCCGCCAGCGCCUGUAAGCCAGGUCACCUACACAGCACCACUAUCGAAAGUCGCGACAUACACACCAACCAGCAACAUUGUUUCAAUUCCAGCUGUGAAAAAUAUCGCAUAUCAUUACCCGAAGAUUUCACCGGGCUAUACGGCAACCAGUGUUGCUUACACACCAGCUGUUAAAAGUAUUGGAUAUUCGUAUCCAAAAAUUACACCUGGAUAUUUGCCACCCAGUAAAGUCAGCGCUCCAGCUUACACAUUGAGUUCUCCAACCUAUUCGGCUGGGCUUGUGACAAAAUACGCAACCACACCGGCGAUCGCCACAACAGCUGGAUAUAAUAAUCAGUACAGUAAUUCAUACGGCUCAUAUGGUUAUGACGCAUCAUACACAAAAGGUGCCUAUUACUCGGCACCAGUUACGAAAUACGUUUCGCCUGCAGUUGCUACAACAUUCGUUGCUGGUAGCCCAACCGUUUCACCGAUAUCAUAUGGUCCGUCACUUACAGCAUCACCAGCCGUGCCAUAUAAAGCCUCGUAUGGAUUAUCAUCUUCGUAUUAUAGUUCACCAAAAGUUGUUUCAGCCCCAGCCAUAGCGACAUAUUCAUCGCCAGCUAUUACAUCAUCUGCAUACUCAUCAGCUCCAGCCGUUUCAUCGUACUAUUCGGCAAACAAAUUGGCAUAUGGUACAGUGGCGCCUCUAAAGCAAGUUGCUUUUUCGUCCCCAGCUGCCGUAACUCAAUAUGCUGCCGCACCAUAUUCAAAUGCUUAUGGUGGUGCUUAUGGUGCUCAUGGAGGUGCUUAUGGUGGUUCCUAUGCUUCUUAUGGUUCAUACGGAUCGGCUUAUGAUUCAAACUAUGGAGUCUCGAAGGUUGCCUAUUCUGCACCAGUCAAAUAUGUGCAAUCGUACUCAAGUCCGGCCAUUACAUCAUCAUAUAGAAGUCCAGCGAUUACAAAACAGGUGUCAUACGCAACAAAUCCAUUGCUUAGUGGUGCAUAUGUAUCUGGAUACACGAGCGGCGCACAUGUUGCUCCUGCUGUAGCAACAACGGCCACUUAUGGUGGUGCUUAUGGUGGUGCAGGCUUAGUUAAAUCAGCUGGUUAUCAAGUAUCAAAUCUUGGAUACGCUCCAGUUCAAUCAAUUGUUUCGCCGGGAUUGUCAUCAGGUGCAUACGUUUCUGGCGGAAAUUUGGUAUCGGGAGCAAAAGUGAUUUCAAAUGCUGGAAUUGUUGGCGGCUCUGUAUAUCCAUCAAGUAGUAGUGUAUAUGUUCCCGGCGGUGGACUAUUAUCAGCGGGUGGAAAAUUAGCAGCAGGUGGCCUGGUCAGUUCGGGGGGAAUUGUGUCAACGGCAUAUCCAAGCGCGGCGUACGUAGGCGCUGGAAAUAAAAUUAUCACUGGAAGCGGUUUGUAUAGUGCAAAUGGUUUGUUAGCUUCUAAUGGAUACGCAAGUAAUGGACUAUAUGCCGGCAGUGGACUAUAUGCCGGUAAUGGACUUCUAGGACAUGGAGCUGGUAUAAGAUAUGCCCAAAGUGUGGUACCAUCAGUUUCAAAACUAACAGCAACACCGAUUGGUCUUGUUAAAUCCAUUCCAACUGCUGCUGUUAAAUCGGUAUACUCCCAACAAAAUGAAUUUUAUGAUCUUCAUCCUCGUUAUGCAUUCGAGUAUGGUGUAAAUGAUCCACAUACUGGUGAUAUAAAACAUCAGAAAGAAGUUCGUGAUGGUGACGUUGUCAAGGGCCAGUAUUCAUUGGUGGAACCAGAUGGAAACGUUCGCACUGUAGACUAUUACGCUGAUUGGGAAACUGGUUUUCAUGCAACUGUGACCAAUUCUAGAGAUGGAAUUCCGAAAGUGAUAGCAAAACGCAAUACCAACAAAUCAUAAAUUCCGAAAAAAAAGAAUUCGAAUAUUUUUCUUCUGUUUCUCGUUUAAUCACAAAAACAUACACAAAUUCAAAAUUAAACCAUGUCCAUUAAUAUACAGAUAUACGAAAACAAACAAUGGAAAGAGUAUACACAUGCCAAUUGUAAUUGUAGCAGUCAUAACUUCCUUUAUUUUAUAUAUAUUUUGAAUUAAAUAAGAUCCAACGCUGAAUCGAAGUAAAAAAAAUAAUAAAAAAAAAAUUGAAUAAAAUUCUAAAAAAAUAAACAUAAUUGAACUUUAAAUUUGUUGUAUUUGAGUAAAAGUUAUUAAUCACAUGCUUCGUUCAAAGCGAAAAUCCAAACAUUGAUAUUAUUUGUUUAAAAAAAACACUCACCAUCCAUUUCUCUAGAAAGUAAACGCAUCUUUUUUGCAUUUUUUUUUUCUUCUUUUUGUGUA